AGUCGUGUUGCGUCUUAGCAGUGCAGCUCGUUUGGAUUCCCUGCAAUCUAUAAUUGAAUCGUCCUGACCGAUCAAGUGAGCAAGUACUCAUCAUGUUUAUGUCAGCGGAAGCAUUCCUGGACUCGGAUGAUCCCAACCCACCUGCAUUUGCCAGAGACCCCAAGAGGGAGCGAUCGGGGCCGCGAGCCGGACGACACAAGGGAUCUGUUGGAAGGGGUGGAGGUGGGAGAGGGAGAGGGGGAGGGGGAGAGGGAGGGGGRGGGGGAGGGGAUCUUGGGAGCGCGGAAGACACAGCUCGGAGGGGGGACCCGCUGAUCAGAGAACUAUCGCGAAGGGAUGACUCAGUGAGCGCUGCCCGGACGGGGGGAAGACGGAACGACAGGCCUCUCGGUGGUUUUGAUGCUCCUCCUGCUGCUCUGCGCUCCCAAGAUCCCCUCCCCCUCCACCACCUCCACGGUCCCGCCAAGAGAACUGUUGUUCCUCACUGUCCUUCUGGUGACAACGAAGCCAAGCAGAGAAUGAGAGGGAUGGGUGGGAAAGAUGAGCGCUUGCGGGGGGCGGGUGGGUCAUCGAAGCCCGCACCAAUGCUGAGAGCGUCCGGUCGGGUAGAGGCGCAAAGGAGAGAAAAGAGUUGGCCGGACAAGUGUUUUGCACAGCAGCAGCACCAGCAGGAGGAGGAGGAGGAGGAGGAGGAGGAGGAGGAGGAGGGCUUAUGUCCUUGGGAGCAGUGUGACGAUGCAGACGCGAGAACAGCGGAGGAGAGGAGGAGGGGGGUCGACGGGGGGGCUAGCAAAAGGGAGAGGUGGGGGGGGCAGGAGUCGUCGAAUUGGGAGAGAGAGGGGUUGGGACAAAAGACAUCUCAAAAAAAGAGGGAAGAUUGGGACAAAGGAUGGUCCGGACAAAGAGUAGUUCCUGAGGAGGAUUGGGAGUCGGGAUCGAGCGUCGAGGACGGGGGAAGAGGGAGCCAAGCGCCAGCAAAUCCAGGCCGUCGAUCUGCACAUGCGAAUCUGCAGGAUCAGGGGGAAAGAGGCGUAAGAGUAACGGUAGGCAAUGGACGCACACUAGGAGGAGGAGGAGGAGGAGGAGGAGAGGGUAGAGGAGAGGGUAGAGGAGAGGAGGGAAACGGACCUGGACGGGAACGCAGAGGGAAGGAGGGAACGUGGGCCCGUAGAGGAGUAGAAGUAGAAGGAGAGGGGGUGGGAGGAAGAGUAGGGGAAGGAGGAGGGGGGGGAGGGGGACGGGGAGGGGGAGGGAGAGGAGGGGAGCGAGAGAGAGAAACACGAAACGAUGGUGAGGAGAGGGAAGGGCAAAGGGGCAGAGGACGAGGAGGAGGAGGAGAGGAGGCCUCUUCUCCGAUGUUUUCUAUGUCCAGAAACGACAGGAAUGGCAAAACACAGAGUGGAUCUGUGGUGAGCCACGUGUCAUCUUCUGACAGUCGUUCCGUCCCGACCUCUGCGGCACCAAACACGUGGAGGACACAGACGAGUUGCAGUGACAGGUCAGGGAGAAGCUGUAGCACUGAUGGACAGGAGGAGGACUAUGAAGAUGGUGAUGAUGAUGAUGAUGAUGAUGAUGAUGAUGACGAUGAUGACGAUGAUGAGGAUGACGAUGAAGAUGGUGAUGGCGUCGGCGAUGGCGAUGGCGAUGGCUGUGGAGGUCGCGAGGCUGAUGACCGGUACAAGGAUUUGGUCCGCGAAGGGAGGGUGGGUGUGGAGCAGCAGCAGGAAUGGCACCGACGUGUCUGUGGGUUGAAGAACUUGAGUCAGACGACCGGUAGGCUGGAGAGGCUCGAUUACGAGACCGCUGUGCGACCGGUCUCUGCAAGAACUUAUGACAACGCUCUGGCUGAACGACCGGUAUCUAGCAGUAGCAGCCGCGAGAAUGACAGACUCCAGCGUAGAGGCUUUCCCUCCGCUGUAGGCCCCAACCUUAUCGCUCGUUUACCGUUGACCGGGGGCAUCAACUCUCUCCGCAUGGACCGGUUUGUGAUUGAUGACGUGGAUCUCCACGGCUCAGUAACGAGUUACACUAACCACAUAUUUGAUGACGACGAGGAUGACAUGUCAGAUGAGAACCUCGAGGGCGCGCGCAAAGCGCUGGGAGCGACCGGUCGAGGCGGCGGUCAACGCUGCGGUAAUGGUCAUGCUGCUAGCUAUAGUCAAACUAGGAAUGGAACGACCGUAGGACAGUUGCUGGCACCUGGCCACGUGGCAAACAAGAGGCAAGAGGCCCUAGUGGCACAGAGAAUGGAGCAGAGGCGGCAGUUAGCUGCGCAGAGGAAGAAAGAGAGGGCUGUGGCGAGUGGAAUGGUUGUGAUCAACGAUACGCCACGUCUCAAUGUGUCCAGGCCAGGGAGUGCGCUGAGCAGGAGCACCUCCACUCCGGUCGGAUCCCGACCCGUCUCAGCCAACUCUUUGUUCCAGGCUUUGGCCUCGAAUAGGUCCAACAAACCGGAAGCUUGCUCGAGGAACGGGAUCGGGACAGAAAGUGCAAGCGGAAUAGUAAUAGCAACACGAGGAGGAGGAGGAGGAGGAGGAGGAGGACCAAAUGGUCCUGAAGUACGAAUAGGAAGCGUAGGAGGAGGAGGAGGAGGAGGAGGAGGAGGAGGAGAGGGAAGAGGAUUCAACGCAGAAUGUCGCGGGAUUGGUGCAGGCUAUGGAUCUGAAAAUGUCCCAUCCAACUCGGGCCCGAGGGGCCCUAAGGAGGCAAAAGUAAAGGACGUAGGGAAGGCUCUACGGGACAAAGGAAUUCCUAUGGUAUAUGACCCCACGGAGAAGAGUGGACCGUUAGUGUGCCUGUCCUACACGGCCCCAGACUUGGCCGACACUCGCAUGUUCCUGAUGCAGCCGGGUUCACCUGUAGGUCCCGUUCAGUGCCAGAUUAAGAGAUUCAGAGGGAAAGGAGCCAGAGUGUUCCCAAAGUAUGUCCUUUCUCUUGCCGAGGGCGACAAAUUCCUGCUCGCGGCACGAAAGAGGAAAAGAAGCAAGUCCAGCAACUACAUCAUCUCUCUCGACCAGGACGACACUUCUAGGAACAGUGGAAACUACUUCGGCAAGUUGCGGUCCAAUUUCCUUGGGACCGAGUUUUGGUUCUAUGACAAAGGGAUCCGCAAACCGGGCAGCGGCAGCAACAGCAACAGCAACGACAACAACCCCACAACUUCGUCGUCUUCAUUGUCGUCGUCGUCGUCAUCGUUGAUCGCUUCUUCGAAUGGUGGCAGUAGUUUGCCAGGGGUGGUGAGCCCGAGCCAGGCCACGGAGAGGGUAGAGCUGGGGGCUGUGCUGUACCAGUACAAUGUGUUAGGCACAAGAGGCCCAAGAAAGAUGACGGCGCUGCUGCCAUGGGUCGACGAGAAAGGCCAACGAGAGGUGUUUCGCCCGCAGAAGGGUGGUCAGGCCAUCCUAGAAGCGUACCGGGCUGGCAAUCUUGGCCGUCUCAUCUGCAUGAGGAACAAACCCCCCAAAUGGAACGAACAGAUUGGUGCCUACUGUCUCAACUUCAAUGGGAGAGUGACCCAAGCUUCGGUCAAAAACUUUCAGCUAGUGACCAACGAAGACACGGACACGGUUUUACUGCAGUUCGGCAAAGUGGCCAAGGACGUCUUCACCAUGGACUAUCAAUACCCCUUAUCGGCAUUGCAGGCAUUCGCUAUCUGUCUCACCAGCUUUGACCACAAGCUGGCAUAGGAGGAGGAGGAGGAGGGAGGGGAAGAAGAGGAGGAAGGCGAGGAGGAGAAGGUAGGAGGAGGAAGAAGUGAACGCGGGGACGAAGAGGGAAAGAGGAGGAGAGCAAGAAGGAAGAUGCGAAGGGAUGAGGAAAAGGAGGAGGAAAAGGAGGAGGAAAAGGAGGAGGAAGAGAGCGGAGUACAGAGGAGAUAGAGGAGGAUAGAAAGGAGCAACAGUAGAAGGAUAAAGUGGAAGACAGUGA
Molecule: messenger RNA, 3927 nt
Organism: Chara braunii
Lineage: Eukaryota; Viridiplantae; Streptophyta; Charophyceae; Charales; Characeae
Source: the annotation of a GenBank genome assembly